CCAAGAUGCUACUAUGGGCAUUGGUUUAAUCCUCCUCCAAAUUGACUUUAAGCAUUGGUUUGUGCACUAAUGAAUUCCCUAGAGGAAAAGAAAAGUAUCCCAAACGAGAAGAAAGGAGUUUGAAUUAUGCAAAAGCUUCAAGUGUCAAGUCAUUGCACAGUUCCUUUCCAAUUGGAGUGGUUGGCUACAAUAACACAAGACACGAAUUUAUACGGUACUGUGGGGGAAAAACCAGACCCAAUGGGCGUUGUGAUUUGAUGGAUAUGGGAUGGCCGCAGGCGGAGAGGUGAGUUAAAGGGCCGAUUCAAUCUGAACCUAAAUGGGUUCGCCUAAUAUUCUUGACGGAUUUGGUACAAGAAAUCAACGAGAAGAAAACGGGAAAGGCCAAAUCCAACGUAAAGCAAAUGGAGAGAGGAAAGCAAAGGCAAAGCAGUGAAUUGACUGACAACUGGCGACUGGUUAGCGAGAGGGAGGGGGGUCCUCUCUCUUCUCUCUUCUUGUCUUUGCCUUUUCUUCAAUAUUCAUCAACACCCACAAAGAUCUUUGCUCUGUUCUGUUCUUGGGGUCUCUGUUUUCGUUUUUGUUAUUGAUUCUUUCUAUGGGGGUUUGAAUUUACAGACCCGGAUAUGAUGCGAGGGAUCGGAAUUCUUAUGGGGUUUGAUCUGGCUGGAAAUGGGUUUUGUCUGUUGGCCUUUGAUUCUAAGUGAAUUUCUUGGUUUGUUUGAUUUCUGUGUGUUUUAGCGGUACGGCUUUAAGAAGAACAGGGGAGGAAAAUGUGGGAUCUCAAUGAUUCGCCCGAUCAUGGCGGAACUGAUGAAUUUGAGGGCCUUUCGUCGAUUGACGGCGAUGAUGAAAGAGCGAAAUGGGUUGGAUCAAUUAAUUCCAACUCGAGCUCUUCAGCAGUGAUUUUGGAGGAUGGAUCCGACGCUGAUGAAGCCAGCGUCGGCGAGCGCGAACACCCAAUCUCCCGGGAAAGCUUCUCGGCGACCCACCCGCCGGAAACUCGUCAGUUCUUCCCCCUGGAGAAUUCCAACGUGGAUGCUUCAUCAACCGGCGGUGGUUCUACUGCGUUUCCACGAGCUCGGUGGUUCGGCGUGAAGUUCUGCCAGACAGAGCCUGUCUCCGCCGUGAGACCAAUGGUGGUUCUGCAACCAAUAAAGAAAAGCCGACGAGGGCCAAGGUCUCGAAGCUCUCAAUAUCGCGGCGUCACGUUUUACCGGCGAACCGGCCGGUGGGAAUCUCAUAUAUGGGACUGUGGCAAACAAGUUUAUCUGGGAGGAUUUGACACAGCUCAUUCAGCUGCUCGAGCCUAUGACAGGGCGGCUAUAAAGUUUCGAGGAACAGAUGCAGACAUAAACUUCAGUAUUGAAGACUACGAGGAGGAUUUGAAGCAGAUGGGGAAGUUAACAAAGGAAGAAUUUGUUCAUGUUCUUCGUAGACAAAGUACAGGUUAUCCAAGGGGAAGCUCAAAAUUUAGAGGUGUAACAUUGCACAAAUGUGGAAGAUGGGAGGCUCGUAUGGGCCAAUUCUUAGGCAAAAAGUACGUUUAUCUGGGGUUGUUCGAUUCCGAAAUCGAAGCUGCAAGAGCUUAUGACAAAGCUGCUAUCAAAUGUAAUGGCAAGGAAGCUGUCACAAACUUUGAUCCCACCAUAUAUGAGAAUGAGCUUACAACAGAUACAUCAUCAGGCAAUGUGUUGGAACAAAAUCUUGAUUUGAGGUUAGGAAAUUCAAGCUCAAAGCAACACACAAAUGAUAUGCAAAAUAAGGAAUCAAAUGUACUUGAGAAGAUGCAGUUUGGUAGCGAAACGAUCAUUCGGUGUCCACCCUCCAUCGACACAACGAUACAUGGGCAGUCCCCAUAUAUCAAUGAAUCAAACUCUGAGAUCGAUGUGUCGCUGAGUUUGAGUGAAAGGCAGCAAUGGCAGCAAGGUUGUGGUGGCUAUGAACAAAUUGGAACAGCGUCAGCAGCAUCAUCAGGAUUCCCACAAAUUCAGGUUUCAAGUUCACCAAAUUGGGUGAAGAAAAAUAAUGGAUGCUUCUUAGAGAGACCCUUUUGAAUCAUUCUUCCAUGAACAAUUGUUGUUUAAGAAGGAAUAAAAGGGCAUUUCAUAAAAUAUUUUAAAUAA
Cucurbita maxima (winter squash) is the source of this 2126-nucleotide messenger RNA. RefSeq names its product AP2-like ethylene-responsive transcription factor TOE3. Gene Ontology annotation, biological process: regulation of DNA-templated transcription. Gene Ontology annotation, molecular function: DNA binding; DNA-binding transcription factor activity. Bases 774 to 2057 code for a protein of 427 amino acids. The record is from RefSeq and is a predicted model, not a curated record. Lineage: Eukaryota; Viridiplantae; Streptophyta; Magnoliopsida; Cucurbitales; Cucurbitaceae. The transcript is spliced from 9 exons.